AUGGUUGAAGAAGUAAAAAACAAAACUGAAACAAUCGGCAAAGACAACGAAAAGGUGCAUAGUGAAAUCAAAAAGCUGAACAACAACACUAAUGAACUACAAAUGUCAUAUGCAGAAACUAUUAAAAACAAUAUAAAGAAAAAGGCAUUGCCAGAGUUAAAAAACGAUGUUGCAAUAAUUGUGAAACCCAAAGUAAAGCAAGCGGUUGAAAAAACGAAAAUAGAUCUGAACAGCAAAGUUGAUCCCAAAAAUUUGAAUAUUUCGAAAAUUGUAUCAAAAAAUAAUGGUGUAAUGGUGAUUCAUAGUCAAAAUAAUGAUGAACGCGAAAAAAUCAAAGAUGCCAUUGAAAAAAACAUUGGCAAAGAAUAUGAAAUAAAAGUGCCAAACUCAAUUCGUCCAAGCUUCUUAAUUGCAGGAAUGAAUUUUAAAUACGAAAAUAGCGAUUUAAUAGAAUCAAUAAGGAAGCAAAAUAAUAACCUGAUCCAAGGCUCAUUAAAAGUAUUGAAGCAGUUUGAAAGAAAUCGAGGCAACAUAAAGGUGUAUAAUGCAAUCAUCGAAAUAGAUAAAGAGGAUUUUACAAAAAUUCUUGCCGCAGAGCGAAUAAAUGUCGGGUGGGAUAGAUGUAAAGUCUUCGAUGCUAUUAAUGUACUAAUGUGCUACAAAUGCAAAGGAUUUAAUCAUAAAUCAGCCGACUGUAAAAACGAAGAAGCUUGCCACAAAUGCCACGGAAAACACAACGAUAAAACAUGUGAAAAAAAUCCAAUUAACAAGUGUCUAAAUUGCAUAAAAGCGAACACAAAAUUAAACCUAGCUUUAGACAUAAAUCAUGAUACAUUUGACAGGCACUGUCAAUGCUACAAUAAUAAACUAGAGAUAAAAAAACAAAAAUUAGGUUAUUAG
Messenger RNA from Rhagoletis pomonella (apple maggot), 900 nucleotides. RefSeq lists its product as uncharacterized. Bases 1 to 900 code for a protein of 299 amino acids. Lineage: Eukaryota; Metazoa; Arthropoda; Insecta; Diptera; Tephritidae. The transcript has a single exon. The record is from RefSeq and is a predicted model, not a curated record.